Molecule: messenger RNA, 2057 nt
Organism: Sclerotinia trifoliorum
Lineage: Eukaryota; Fungi; Ascomycota; Leotiomycetes; Helotiales; Sclerotiniaceae
Source: the annotation of a GenBank genome assembly
UAAUACGAUGAAUAUUCCCUAAGUUAUAUAUUCCCUAGAUUAUAUUUCUCUUAAUCGCUCUCACCUAGUACACCGUAACAUCUAUCACUUCAAUACAAAAUACGUUAUGGAUGAUUCAAAUCCCGAGUUAGAAACAUUCCGCAAGCAAUGGCAGGAAGAAGUAACCAAAAAGGCAAACACAGCCCAGAGGCUCCCAAUUCCAGCUAUUCAGGUGGCGGGCCCUUCUAAUUUUCCACGAAAGCUUCCACGAGCAGGGCAUGUCCAUGGGAAUGCCAAACCCACAGAAGAGAAUAAUGUAGUUGAACCUCAAGCCUUGCACUUUGAUGGACCAAGUGGCGCCGCUGAAGCAGUGGAGGAUGAUGGAAUUGACCUAUAUGGUAAGAAGACUGGCACUGAUGAGCCACAGUCAGCUUUGGAGCAUUAUGAAAAAGCGGUAGAGAGGGAAGGUCAAGGUAGUUUGGGAGACAGCCUUGAUCUCUAUCGCAAAGCAUUUCGAGUGAGUUUAGUCACAACUGAACAAAUCCACAAGAUUCCUACUGACAAUCAUAAGCUUGACGAUCAAGUUGAUCGAAAGUAUAAGAACAAACAUUUUCCACCAUCUGCCUUCCCUCCGAAACCUACAAAUACAAAUCCAUCCAAUGCCUCUGCUACAGUACCUAAUACCGCACACCACUCACUAGAUGGGCCCCCACUAUCUAUUAAGCAAUUGUUAGAAAGCUUCUCAAAUCUAUCAAUUGAACCUACACCACCUGAGGUUGAGGGAGCACCCGCUCCUCCAUGUCCAAUUGCAGAUUUACCAGAUGAAAUACUUAUACAAAUAUUCAAGGAAGUAGCAAUUCGAGAUGUGGCAGAGCUUGCACGAGUCUCGCAAGUGUGCAAACGCAUGGCCUACCUGGUAGCCACGGGAGAACAAAUAUGGAAACGAAUAUGUUUUGGCUCCGAGUUCGGGUUUGGAGCAAUGCACUAUCGAUGGCAAACAGAGGUUACAGGAGAGGCCCUUGACAUCGAGCCUCAACUGCUCCUGCCUUCGCAAGCAACAGAUGAAGAAUCCACCCCAUUCGUACCCCUUAGCAAUGAUAGCAUAACUCACUCCCUGCUCCAAUCAACAUAUUCUUUUUCUUGGAGGCAGAUGUUUCGUCUCCGUCCGCGCAUCCGUUUCAAUGGCUGCUACAUAAGUACCGUGAACUAUAUUCGACCCGGCCAAGCGUCUCCUUCAGCAAUAGCUUGGAAUUCCCCAGUUCACAUUGUGACCUACUACCGCUACCUUCGCUUCUAUCGAGAUGGAACAUUGAUUUCUCUUUUAACCACCACCGAACCCAGCGAAGUCGUUCACCACUUGACUAAAGAGCUUCUCGAAUACCACAGGAGGAACCAAUCUUCCCAUCUACCUUCUUCAGUGAUGGCCGAUGCUCGCCGCGGCCGCUGGCAUCUGUCCUCUCUCAACGAAUUUCCUUCAUUAGAGUCAGAUAUUGAACCUUCUUCGAAAGCUGGCGGAUCAGAAGGUACGCUAUACGUGGAGACCGAAGGGGUACAUGAGAAAUAUUUUUACAGGAUGGAGUUGAAGAUGACUAGCGCGGGAAAGACGGUCAAAAAUAACAAGUUAACUUGGAAUGGUUUCUGGAAUUAUAAUCGACUGACGGAUGAUUGGGGAGAGUUUACAUUGAGGAAUGAUAAGGCUUUCUUUUGGAGUAGGGUGAAAAGUUACGGAUUGGGCGCUUGAUGACAUUAAAUCUUAGGAUCUUGGUAGCAAGAGGUGGUAGUAAGGCCUUCACUCUGGGAGAUUGGAUACAUAUCAUUGAAUUCGCUCUUGCCAAAGCCUUGACGGAGUAAAAGAUAUCUGUAACCAUCUUCGUCUAAUACGAUUCGGCAAAAUGAUGGCGCUGAUGAUGUUAAGCGCACAUUAUAUGAUUUCAGAAGGGAAGUUGAGAAUACCAGGCGGCAAUUAGACGUUGCAUUGAUUCUGAAUUUGGUGUAACAUGACCGGGAAUGAGUAAUGAUUAUGAUCCUUAAGAUAAACAGAAUAGAAUAUAUAUAUUAGACAGAAAGGACAAUGCAUU